AUUAUAUUUGCUAAGUUUCCUAUAUCUAUCGUUUUUAAAUCAUUCCAAUUUUUAUUAAAUACAUCUGUUCGCAGAAACUCUUCGAAGAAAAUUUUUUGAAGUAUAUUUUCUGAAGUCGUUCGGUUUUCAAAGAUGUCGGAAGUUACCACAAGGAUCCCUAAACCCGUCCUGCGAGGAUUGCACAAUGCCUCGAUAAAACGUAAUCUUAUAGUGGCUGGUGUUAUAUGCACCGUUUCGGUUAUCAUAACCAAGGUUUUGUAUGUCGAUCCAAAGAAAGAAGCUUACGCCAAUUUCUAUAAGACCUAUGACGCGAACGCGCACUUUGAGCGUAUGAGAAAAGCUGGACUUUUGGAAUCCGUGCAAGAUUAAUAGAAACAAAAGUAUAUAGUUCAGUGAACAUUGUGCAUAUAUUUAAUGAAUAAAUGAAAUAACCCAGAA
Malaya genurostris is the source of this 438-nucleotide messenger RNA. Its product is annotated as cytochrome c oxidase subunit 6C-like. NCBI's taxonomy places the organism in Eukaryota, Metazoa, Arthropoda, Insecta, Diptera, Culicidae. The record is from RefSeq and is a predicted model, not a curated record. The transcript has 3 exons. The coding region runs from base 133 to 369 and encodes 78 amino acids.